AUUAAUUAUCGGUCUUAUAAAUUCCCAACGAAAUUCCCGGCCUGCAUACGUUUCGUUGGAACUUCCAACCGCUUGGCGUGGCUUUCUGUGGCCAGCCAUUUUGAGUAUUGUCGAGUGUGAUCUGGUGAUUGAUGUGAUGCGUUACCUUGAAUAUGAAGAUUAAAAUGAGUAAAACUAAGGAAUCGCCUGUCGCGGAUGGAGAAACUGAGGAGGAGUUCAGUGUUGAAAAAGUUUUGGAUAGACGUGUCGUGAAAGGAAAAGUUGAAUAUUAUCUAAAAUGGAAAGGAUACAGUAACGAUGAAAACACAUGGGAACCAGAGGAAAACCUUGAUUGUCCAGACCUCAUAGCACAGUUUGAAGAACAGCGUAAAAAAAGAGAAGCUGCAGGCAGUGGAAAAAAAGAUGAAAAGGAACAAAAGAAACGAAAGAGUUCAUCCACACCAACUCCGACAGCUCCCUCAAAGAAAAAGGUUACUGAAGAUAAGAAACCUGAAGGUUUUGACCGAAAUUUGGAACCAGAGAGAAUCAUUGGAGCGACUGACUCCAGUGGUGAAUUAAUGUUUUUGAUGAAGUGGAAGGGCACAGACGAUGCAGAUCUUGUUCCAGCGAGGAUAGCAAACGAAAAAUGUCCCCAAAUCGUAAUUAGAUUUUACGAAGAACGUCUAACCUGGCAUAGUCCAACCCAUGACGAGGAAAACAACAAAGCCGAUCCUGAGUAGCAAUUAAGACCUCAAACUUUGAAACCCAAAUUGGGAUUGUCUUAUACUGCUCGUUUUAAAAUAUGUCGCAUAUAGCCAUGUCAUAUUAGGUUCAUUUAUAAGUUAUGUUACACACACGAGCAGACUCGUUACAUUUACUUGGCUCUAAAAGCGUAAUUCAAAUUGAUUCUUAAAUUUUGAAUAAUACUUCAUCGUUUUAACGUACCGCUAUAACUUACACAGAAUGUAGGAUUAUCUUUUAGCUAUAUUGUAUAUAUGUGUAGCAACCGCGGAUCUGAAUGGUGAAAUCUGACAGUUACUAAAGCACUUCUACCUUAGUUUUUGAAUAAAUAACUGGACUUUUUCGAAAACAUUCUCGUUUGGUGAUAUUGACGUUUUAUUUAUAUAUUUUGUUGAUAAAAGUGAAGUUCUACUAUAAACUGAUAUUUAAGAAAACAAUCAAACGUGGAUAAUAUCUACUUAUCACAUUUGGGAAAUGUAAGAUAGCUCCUCAGUGAAAUUUGCUUCGUGUAAAAAGUUUCUUCGUAAUAAAAAUUGCUUUUAUUAUGGAAAAAUAUCAAAUUCGCUAGGUAGACGUGGUAUAAUUUUUACGAAUCAUUUACGUAUCAUCAUUAUGUGACUUGAUGUGAUGUAUUCAUUUUCUUUUCUAUGUGUUAAAGUACCAGUUCAUACUUAUGUUGCAGCUCAACAUGUUCCAUGUUCUGCAUCUCUGCAUUCGGUUUUGAUAACUUUAAGUCCAAUUACAGUUACAAAAUGUGAAUCAGCCUAUACAGCUGGCGGUGCAUUUAUAUUUUUUGUAGUGAACGUGUGAGAAACGAGAACAAGAAUAUACCGAUUGUUAUCGAAUAAACGCAUAA
This is a messenger RNA of Diprion similis, 1576 nucleotides long. RefSeq names its product chromobox protein homolog 1-like. Lineage: Eukaryota; Metazoa; Arthropoda; Insecta; Hymenoptera; Diprionidae. The coding region runs from base 153 to 719 and encodes 188 amino acids. The record is from RefSeq and is a predicted model, not a curated record. Gene Ontology annotation, molecular function: chromatin binding. Gene Ontology annotation, biological process: chromatin organization; negative regulation of transcription by RNA polymerase II. Gene Ontology annotation, cellular component: pericentric heterochromatin; nucleus. The transcript is spliced from 3 exons.